GCCUUCCCAGGCACGCAUAAUCGUGCCUUCCUAUCUUCGAGCCAGUGUCGCAGACAUGUCCAGUACGCACGAAUAGAGUCGCCAACAUGGAGCAUACUUUAGGCUCGGCUUCAAACUCGCCUGUUUCCAUCAUGGGCAGGGAAUCAAACAUCGCCGGUGGUACAGGCAGUCGUUUCGCCCGCGCCGUCACCAUUGUUGCUGGUGUCGCUGCCUUGGUCGCUACUAUCUUGACCUUUCUCUCAACAUGGCUCCAAAGCAAAAACUAUCGCAAGCCGCUUCUACAGCGCUAUGUUAUUCGCAUCUUGAUCAUGGUGCCUAUCUACUCGGCCUCAUCAUGGGCGAGUCUCGUCUCCCUCAAGGCAGCCUUCUGGAUUGGCCCGUUCCGUGAUGUCUACGAAGCCUUUACCCUCUACGCCUUCUUCCAACUCCUGAUCAACUUCCUCGGCGGCGAACGAUCCCUCAUCAUCAUGAUGCACGGCCGAGCACCAGUCUCUCAUCUCUGGCCCAUGAACCAUUGUCUACCCAAAGUCGACAUCUCCGAUCCUCACACCUUCCUCACAGUCAAGCGUGGCAUCUUGCAAUAUGCGUGGAUAAAGCCCAUACUUGCCAUAUCUACCAUCAUCAUGAAGGCUACCAACACGUACCAAGAAGGAUACAUUGGUGUCACAUCUGGCUACUUGUGGAGUGGUAUCAUAUACAACGUCAGCAUCACACUUAGUCUGUAUGCUCUUGCUCUAUUCUGGGUCUGCAUGUCCCAAGACUUGAAGCCUUUCCGCCCCAUGCCAAAGUUCUUGUGCAUCAAGGGCAUCAUCUUCGCAUCUUACUGGCAAGGUUUCUUCCUGUCCAUUCUUGUCUGGCUAGGUGCCAUCCCCGACGUCAGCGCACGAUACUCGGCAGAUAACGUGGCCGCUGCGAUCCAGGAUGCCGCCAUCUGUUUCGAAAUGCCAAUCUUCGCCAUAGCGCAUUGGUAUGCCUUUUCCUGGCACGAUUAUGCCGAUCAAACCAUCUCGGAUGCUCGUAUGCCUGUCAAAUUUGCCUUGAGAGAUGCCUUUGGACCACGCGAUUUGAUCGAAGACGCAAAGGAGACCUUCUACGGCACCAAAUACGAGUACCGAUACUUUGAUGCCGAAGAUAAUGUCAUCGCACACGAGCAGUCGGCAUCACGUGCUGCCAGGAUGAGAGAGGGUAUGCGUUAUGGAAGAGGAGGAAAGGGAAAGUACUGGCUACCCGAAAGAGGUCAUGCAGAUGCAAAAACCCCUCUUCUAGGCGGGAACAGUCGCGCUCGCACGAUGAGUCCAGGAGGUGGCAAGUCACCUUCACCGCAUGGAUCAUUCAGAUAUGGUGCGCAAUCACCUCCAGAAGAGCCAGAGCUGGAUGCCGAAGAGGAGCGCCUCUACAGCAGUGCGAGAGCGUUGGAGUUCGGUGAUUGGAAUUACCCUGUUAUCAACACACAUUACGCCAACAGUGAUGACAGACUCCGCGCUGAGCCAGAAAUCAUUACAGCUUCGACCAAUCGCCAGCUUCUGCAACCAGGCAGCAAGAACUACCGCGAGAGACGGAAGAGCAAGAUUCAUGAUAUCCAGGAAAAUGCUCACCAAGGUAACCACCGCAACAGUCGCAGCAGCCGCGGUAGCGCAAGCACCAGCAAGUCAAAGGCGAAGUCGUCGAUACCGGUUAUUGGCAGCCUCCUUCGACACGAAUCAUCCGAGUCGGCAGUGACUGUCAACUCACACAAUAGCCAGCUGGUGGAUCUCGUGGUAGAAGACCACCAAGCAGAAGAGAUCGAGCGCGUGAGAGCACGCAAAGAGGGUGGACCGGGAUGGAACGAGGUCGAGCAGAAGCAUUUUGUCAAAACCUACCCAGACGGCGAUGAAACCGAGGAAGUGCGCGAAGGCUACACGCCCGACCGAGUGGACCACGUGGACUCUGAAGAAACCCACAAUCUGAACGAGCCCUUCACCGUCGGCGACGACGAUGAUGAAGAUGAGGAAUCCCAAGAUGAGCUCGGUCAGGGUAAGCCUUGGGAUUCGCGCGAUUACGGAAGCAAUGUCACGUCUCCGCAGCCCGAGUACGGUAGCUUUAACGACGAGAGAAAUGCAUGGGGAGGACGAUAGUGUACGAUGUCAAGCAUAUUUUCAAUACCAUAGCCUUUAAGCAAUCACGCUGCUCAUGGAACUACCCCGUAGUAACAUUAAUAUCUCCACGGUCAGCAUAAAGAGCCAUUGCGGAGGGGUCAUACUCAAGUCGGAAUGAUCUACUGCCUUGACUCA
Messenger RNA from Aureobasidium pullulans EXF-150, 2270 nucleotides. RefSeq names its product DUF300-domain-containing protein. Gene Ontology annotation, biological process: transport. The coding region runs from base 87 to 2114 and encodes 675 amino acids. Gene Ontology annotation, molecular function: transporter activity. The record is from RefSeq and is a predicted model, not a curated record. NCBI's taxonomy places the organism in Eukaryota, Fungi, Ascomycota, Dothideomycetes, Dothideales, Saccotheciaceae. The transcript has 6 exons.